CAUUUCACACUGUGUCAGAGCCUGUGUGUGUGAGAGAGAGAAGUAGAAUGGAUAAGUCCAGGAAACAUUUUACUGAUCUUAUAGAUAAAGGAAUAGCGGCUGCCAGUUUACUGCCUCGUGAUGAACUGCUGUUUUCUUACAAUGGAACUCUCUACCCUGUCACUAUUUGUAGUCCUGAAACAUUCAGAGCCUUGGAGUCCUUUGAAUCCAGAAGUGAUGAUGUAAUUUUGGCAGGAUACCCUAAAUCUGGCACAAACUGGCUAAGUCAAAUCUUAACUGACCUGAUAAACAUAUCUGAAAAGAAAACACAGGAUGGAGAAAGUGGUGUGAAUGAUGAAGAACUAGAAUUCCCCUACCUUGAAGUUGGAGAUGCCAAGAAAUAUGAGCGAAUGACCAAAUUACGUUCUCCAAGAUUUAUGGUUACUCAUCUCUGUCCUGAAAACCUUCCCAAGUCUAUCUUCAAAAAUAAAGUCAAGAUAUUGUUAUUGAUUCGUAACCCAAAAGAUUUAGCUACAUCUUUUUACCAUUUUUCCAAUGGCCUGUCCAUUCUUCCCUCCUAUGAGACCUGGGAUGAUUUCUUCACAGAUUUCAUGACAAAGAAAGUGGUCUGGGGAUCCUACUUCGAAUACCUUUCCAAAUGGAACAACUAUGCUGAUGAAGAAAAUGUUAUGACAAUAACUUAUGAAGAGCUAAAAGAGAAUCCUGUCGUGGGUGUGAAAAACAUAGCUGCUUUCUUAGGGAUUUCAGUGACUGAGGAGGAGCUUCAGCUUGUGGUAGAGAGGAGCAGCUUUCAGUCAAUGAAGAAGAACUCACAGAAGACCCAUGGGGCAUUAGGCAACGUUCUCUUUCGCAAAGGUGCUGUAAGUGACUGGAAGAAUCUUUUCAGUGAAGAUCAGAAUGAGAAAAUGGACAAAGCAUUUGAAGAAUAUGUAGGAGGAACUAAACUUGGAAAAAAGUUAAAGUAUGAAGUGUACUGUAAAGCCUGAAGAGUAAUAAAAUGUGGUCAGAACGAGAACUUCUCGAGGCACACACUGAUAAUCUGAGUACUAUAUACUGGAAAAUUAGAUCAAAUUAUCAAAGCACUGUUAGAAUUACUUUAAUAAACACAUUGCAGCAGCCUUUAUAGUGACGAUGAAUAGUAGGCUUUUGUUUUAUGGUGAGAUCUUUGGCUUGCUUUGGCUACACCCAUUUGCUGCAAGAUGUGUCAACUAAUCAUAUUCCCAAAAAUUCAACAGCCCUGUUCCAGUAGCUGUCACCUGGAGGGAAAUGACCCUUUUCUUUCUAGCCAAACCCCAUCUUUCUAGACUAUUUUGUAGUUAUUUACUGUGCAGAUAAUUUUUUCUUCAAAAAUGUUUCAAAUCAAGCAACAUCUUCACAGAAAAGAUUACUAGCAAAAAUAUGGAUCUGACACAAACCUAAUGACAAAGGAUGUCUUCCAUGACUUCAGCACAAACUGUAUCAGAGCUAGAGAGGGAAGAAAGAAAGCGAAUGAAGAUCAGCAUUCUUAAGGAUUUUAAUCUCUCUUAAUGCAAAAUGUGAGGAUGGAUCUCAGAUUAUAGGCUGGUGUCAAUCGGAAAAAUUCACUCAGAGUCACUGCUUUUAUAGGAACAUAGAACAGCCCAGGAUGGAAGAGAUCUUGAAAAAUUAUACGAUCCAACCUUUCAUGAGAAAGGGAGCCUAGAUUAGAUUACUGCAUCUUGAAGACCUCCAGUGAUGAGGACAGACUCUACCACAUUUCUGGAGAGGUUGUUCCAGUGAAUGAUUGUUCUCACUGUAAAAAUUUUUUUCUUAUAUUAAGAUGAAACCCCUCCUCAUGCAACAUGAACCCACUGCUCUUACCUUCUCCAUAUGGCUCCUUGUGAAUAGAGAAUCUCUGUCCUCUUUGUUGCUGCCCUUUAACUACUGCAAUACUGUGAUGAGGUUGUCCCUGAGCCUUCUCAUCUUUGUGGUCCUCCUUUGGAACCCCUCCAGUUUGUCAGUGUCUUUCUUGAAAAUGGUUCUGUUGAGAGAGUGGGAGUGCCAAGAGUGAUGGUGUGAGACAUUACUAUACUCAGCUAUAUUGUACUGCCAUUGCUAUUUGGCUCUGUGGACACAGUAUUUCAGACCUGUCCAGGGACUAACUGCACUUCAGCCACCUGUUCUGGGAAAAGAAGCAAAAUUAAGUCCUUUAAGUACAGUUGAAUUAAAAAUAGGAAAAACCACACCCAAUUUAUAGAUUCACCACUAAGCAGAUAAGAAAUAGAAAUAAAAUAUACACUAGAGAAUAAUAAAGUGACUUUUUGCUUCACUCUUUUAAA
This is a messenger RNA of Lepidothrix coronata (blue-crowned manakin), 2297 nucleotides long. RefSeq names its product sulfotransferase 6B1-like. Lineage: Eukaryota; Metazoa; Chordata; Aves; Passeriformes; Pipridae. Gene Ontology annotation, biological process: sulfation. Bases 48 to 986 code for a protein of 312 amino acids. The record is from RefSeq and is a predicted model, not a curated record. The transcript has 7 exons. Gene Ontology annotation, cellular component: cytoplasm. Gene Ontology annotation, molecular function: sulfotransferase activity.